Molecule: messenger RNA, 4406 nt
Organism: Acinonyx jubatus (cheetah)
Lineage: Eukaryota; Metazoa; Chordata; Mammalia; Carnivora; Felidae
Gene: PXYLP1
Product: 2-phosphoxylose phosphatase 1
Exons: 6
Coding region: 1550-2995 (481 amino acids)
Biological process (GO): glycosaminoglycan biosynthetic process; chondroitin sulfate proteoglycan biosynthetic process; dephosphorylation
Cellular component (GO): Golgi apparatus
Molecular function (GO): phosphatase activity
Source: RefSeq, a predicted model, not a curated record
UUAGGCAGCAAGGACCGUAGAGCCCUCUUAACAGUAGAGCUUAGAAACACCCCAAAGGCCAUCUCCCAGGCAGGAACACUGGAAGAUGUUUGUGUAAAGGAAAAGAUGGUGGCCUCAGAAGGUGUCAUGGUAACAGAAGGGGGAGGAGGGCAUAAAGAAAAGCUCCAGCGUAUUUAUUGUCAGGGGUACAGAGAUACCCCACAGGAGAUACUUGCUCUGAACUUCCUCCUCAUUUUGUGGUCUAAUCUCCACCCACACACCCCACUCACCUUCCCCAAUCAGAAGGAUCACCUAAUAAGAAGGUCAUUGAUAAAGUGGAAUAAAUUGAAUCAGGAAUGACUGAGGUAAGGAGAGGGCUUUGAAACCCACAGGCUGUUUAACAAGGAACUGCCAGCUGUUUUCGAGUAUCUAAGAAGCCAGCACAUGCCAAGAGUCAACUUGUUCUGUGCUGAUCCACAGCUUGCAGCUAGAAUCAGUGUGCAGACCUAUUGGGAGACACAACAAGUAAAAACAAACUGUAGAGGCACAGAGAUCUUGUUUGUAUCUUGUCGCCAUGAUUUAAUAACGUGUGCUGUUGAUUUGGUUUUCUGCCUGCGUAUUAGAAGCACACACAUCUGCCCUGCAGAGAGUAAAGGAGGUCAUGUCAAGGGCCCCACAUGGUGGCUGGUUCACAUUGUGCUCUGUGAAUGGAAACCUAGGGAAUGAUGGUUGUGAGCAGUUAGAAGUUCCUCGUUCCAGGGCGCCUGGAUGGCUCAGUCCGUUAAGCAUCUGACUUCGGCUCAGGUCAUGAUCUCAAGGUUUGUGAGUUUGAGCCCCAUGUCGGGCUCACUGCUGCCAGUGCAGAGCCUGCUUCAGAUCCUCUGUCCACCUCUCUCUCUGCCUCUGCCCCCUCACGUGCUCUCUCUUUUAAAAAAAAAUUUUUUUUUUAAAGAAGUUCCUGGUCUCUGGGGAAGCAGAGCAAAGUUAGAAGGCUGCCAAGGGGCUCAUACCUAGGUUGCAAGGGUGGCUGAGGGAGCAUUGUUAUUCUGCCCACGUGGGGUAUGUUUUGAAAACACUGUGGCCAAUGUUUGUAGGUGAAUGUUGUAGCCUUCCAUGCUCAUCCCCUGGGGAGCUGGGCCAGGCAAUAGAGGCUAUCUAGGGUGGAGGGCAGAAACCUUGACUCUGAUUUUCCUUAGGUUGUUUUCCUAUGGGGAGGUUUACUGUUGAACAAUCAGCUGAGCAUUACCAAAGACACCCCCCGAGGUCAAGGUGGCCCAGAACCACCCAGGCUUAACACUUUGUUUCUGGGAUUGGGGUUUAUCAGCAUCAAGGGUUCACCCUCCUUGUUGCCACAGAAAGGAAUACCUGUAGUGCUAUAGUCCAAUGGACCCAGGUUCUGUCUUCUACUGUGACCUCACCCUCCUUGGGGGUUCAGUGCAGAAGUCAUUGACCCUCACCAAGCACAGAUUCUGCUGAGCUGCUUUCAGAUCCACGCAUGUCUUUUCAGACCCUCUCAGGACGUGUUCCCGAUUGGAGGUGAAACCAUGAAAGGAAAAUAGAACGAAUAAUAAUGCUUUUCCGCAAUCGCUUCUUGCUGCUGCUGGCCCUGGCUGCCCUGCUGGCCUUUGUGAGCCUCAGCCUGCAGUUCUUCCACCUGACCCCGGUCUCCACAGCUAAGAAUGGAGUGAGUAGCAAGAGUCGAAAGAGAAUCAUGCCUGACCCAGUGACUGAGCCUCCCGUGAUGGACCCCAUUUACGAAGCUCUUUUGUACUGCAACAUCCCCAGUGUGGCUGAGCGCAGCAUGGAAGGUCACGCCCCACAUCAUUUUAAGCUGGUCUCCGUGCAUGUGUUCAUUCGACACGGGGACAGGUACCCGCUGUAUGUCAUUCCCAAAACGAAGCGACCAGAAAUUGACUGCACUCUGCUGGCUAACAGGAAACCGUAUCACCCUAAACUGGAAGCUUUCGUUAGUCACAUGUCAAAAGGAUCCGGAGCCUCUUUCGAAAGCCCCCUGCACUCCCUGCCGCUUUACCCCAAUCACGCACUGUGUGAGAUGGGCGAGCUCACGCAGACAGGAGUCGUGCAGCAUUUGCAGAAUGGCCAGCUGCUGAGGGACAUCUAUCUAAAGAAACACAAACUCCUGCCGAAUAACUGGUCCACAGACCAACUUUACUUGGAGACCACUGGGAAAAGCCGGACGCUCCAGAGUGGGCUGGCCUUGCUUUAUGGUUUUCUCCCCGAUUUUGACUGGAAGAAGAUUCAUUUUAGGCACCAGCCAAGUGCUCUCUUCUGCUCCGGAAACUGCUAUUGUCCCCUGAGAAACCAGUAUCUGGAAAAGGAACAGCGUCGGCAAUACCUCUUACGUUUGAAAAACAGCCAGCUGGAGAGGACCUACGAGGACAUGGCCAGGAUCGUGGAUGUCCCCACCAAACAGCUUCGAGCGGCCAACCCCAUAGACUCCAUGCUCUGCCACUUCUGCCACAACGUCAGCUUCCCGUGCACCAGAAAUGGCUGUAUUGACAUGGAGCACUUCAAGGUGAUCAAGACACAUCAGAUAGAGGACGAGAGAGAGAGGCGGGAGAAGAAACUGUAUCUGGGCUAUGCACUCCUGGGCGCCCACCCCAUCCUCAAUCAGACCAUCACCCGGAUGCAGCGUGCUGCGGAGGGCAGGAAAGAAGAGGUCUUCACCCUCUACUCUGCUCACGAUGUCACCCUGUCACCAGUUCUCAGUGCCUUGGGCCUUAUGGAAGCCAGAUUCCCAAGGUUUGCAGCCAGGUUGAUCUUUGAGCUCUGGCAAGACAGAGAAAAGCCCAGUGAGCAUUCUGUCCGGAUUCUUUAUAAUGGUGUUGAUGUCACGUUCCACACCUCUUUUUGCCAGGACCACCACAAGCAUUCUUCCAAGCCCAUGUGCCCCCUAGAAAACCUAGUCCGCUUUGUCAAAAGGGACAUGUUUGUGGGCCUGGGGAGUAGUACUAGUACUAAUUAUUAUGAUGCAUGUCACAGGGAAGGAUUCUAAAAGGUGAGCAGCAGCACAGUGCUCAUAGAAUCUAUGCCAAUAGAGAGGGAUGGGAAGGGUCUGCUUCUAGUUCUGUCUGUUGCUAAGGGUUUAAGAUUAUUGAUUUAUAAAGGCUAGAAAUUGUGUUUUAGAGCCACGUAGAUGGUUGGGUUGAACAGUAAGUACGUCGCUAUAAUUGGGUACACGAGUUAGUUACUUGGUACAUAAUGGCCAGUUCACAGAGAAAGGGAAGGUACUUUUAUCAGAGCCAGACUUUGCUUACAACGCCAGAAUAAUAAUUCAAUACUCAAAGUUGGCGAUCCACAUGUAUAUUAUUUUGAUCCGCCACGGUACUAUAUGAUGGAACCAGCAAACCUCAGCCCGCAUUUUCUUCACCUGGGACAAUUUUACCUUGUCCUAACUUCAAGGAAACAUUUCCUGAAGUGAUUUAUCUGAAAUAGGGGUCAGCAAAUUUUUUCGGUACAGGGCCAGAUAGUAAAGAUUUCAGACUUUGAGCACCCAAAGGCCACAUACAGUCCUCACUGUUCAGCUCUGCUCUUGGAACAUGAAAGCACCCACAGACAGCACAUAGCCAGACGAGUGUGGCUGUGUUCAUGGGCUGCAGUGUGCUGACCCCUGACCUCAGAAAACUGGCUCCUCUACAGUUUGCACUUUCAGCGCUUUAAGAAGCAAUUGAACGCAGAGAAUUAUUCAGUGGUGCCUCCAGUAACCUCCACUAGACACACCGAAUUUGGUCUAUAUCUGGUGUUACAAUAAAACUUGAGGGGAAGUAAAUAUCAAAUCCGAAUGAAUCAUAGAAAAAUUGUUAGAGUAAUACUUGAUGUUCAUGAUGAUCGUGGUAGAUGAUAGUUUUAAGUAUGUUUUAAAUAUUUGUCUGCUGUAGUCUAUUUGCUGUAUAUGCUGAGAUUUUUGUAUCCCAUUUAGUAUUUUUAUAGUCUGGGAAAAUAUUUUCUAAGGCCAGUUUUAGAUGUGCUCUUAUUCCUAUGUGAUAUUCAAUUUACUGUACCUGCUUGGUGGUUAGAAGGAAAGCCAGAAGCUGAAUUCAGGCACUUUCUUCCAAUAAAACUAAUUAUGGCCCCUUCCCUUUGACCAGCCCUAGAAUUAGAUCAGUUUUUAAACCAUUUUCGUCAAUUUCAAAUGGUAAAUUCUAACUGAUUUUUAAAUAAGUUUUUGGAAGAACUUUGUUACUAGAUAGUUAAAUAAGCUUUAUAAGGUAUUUUAUAUAUUAGAAGCAAUUAUAAUGAAAUCUGUGGUUUCUGAACUAAAAUGGUGCUAGUUCCUUGUGAAGAAAUGUAAAGUGCAGGUGAGACUUUCCUGUGUCGUUGGCAUUCCAAACUUUUUGUUUUUGUCUAAUGUUGCCUUUGGAUACAUACUUCCAUUUCUAUAAAUAAAUUUUUGAAGAGUACUCGUA